AUGGCCCAAAUGGUGGUUCUCUCUUCCGGAGAGAGAAGAAGCCCCCAUGCUCGCUUCUUCCUUCUCUCUCUCAAUGAUGACUUAAAUAGGAGGAAAGGGGCCAGUGAUAGAAAAGAGCCUUUUCCUCAUCUUUUCUCUUAACUUCUGAGCUAUAUAAUUUGCUGCUACCCCUUGAGGGUAUCUGGAGCGAUGCCAUCCAGGCUACCGCCGAUGCCGGCGGACCCGCCGGAUCCCUCCGCGGCCCUUCUUCCCCACUACCACCACCGCCCCCGCCCCACCAUCCUGGUCCCCGUGGUUUUCGCCGCGGCAGCACUCACAGCCAUCGUGCUCGCCGUGCUCCUCUACCGCCGCCUGGCCCGCGGCAGGGCAGCCCCCACAGUCCCCGCCGAUCUGAAGCCCGCUCCGACGAGCACCCUCCGCCGGUUCUCCUACUCCCAGCUCCGCCGCGCCACCGCCUCCUUCUCCCCCUCCCACAAGCUCGGCCAGGGCGGGUUCGGGCCCGUGUUCCGCGGCGCCCUCCCCUCCGGCGAGGAGAUCGCCGUCAAGCUCAUGGAUUCCGGCUCGCUCCAGGGGGAGCGCGAGUUCCAAAACGAGCUCGCCCUUGCUGGCAAGAUGCUCGCCAUGGGGCCCUCCCCGGACCGUGGAUGGGUGGUGGCUCCCCUCGGGUACUGCAGCUCCGACGAGAAGCGCCUCCGGCGUCGGUGGUGGCGGCGGUGGCGGGAGGCAGACGUCGAGGAGGAGGUGGUGGUGGAGGCCUCCGCCGUCGUCGGGGGGACAGGGCGGAGGGUGCUCCUGGUGUACGAGCUAAUGCAUAACGGGAGCCUCCAGGACGCGCUGCUCGACCGGCGGUGCCCGGAGCUCAUGGACUGGGGCCGCCGGUUCUCGGUGGCGCUCGACAUUGCCCGCGGCCUCCAGUUUCUCCACACCGGGUGCGACCCCCCGGUCAUCCACGGCGACAUCAAGCCCAGCAACAUCCUCCUCGAUGCCCGCCUCUCCGCCAAGAUCGCCGACUUUGGCCUCGCCCGCAUCAAGACCCCCGUUGCCGACGACCUCCCGGCCGCCGCCGCCGCCAAUUUGGGCGAUAAUGAGGUGGUCGUCGAGAUCGAGCUGAAUCAGGCCGUGACCGGUGAUUCUAAAUCCUUUCCGAACGAUAGGAAGAAGGACUCAGCGGUGGGUGGAGGCGAGGAUGAUGCUUCAAUCAUGGGAGAGACUGCCGAGAGCACCACGACGACCACCGGGUUCGAGGAGUCAAUUGGAUGUGGAGGGUUUGCAAUUAAUGGUAGUGGAAAUGGUGUUAUAGCUCCUGAGAAAUCUCCAGAGGAAGAUGAGGGCUUCACCAUGGAAUCACCGGUGGAGACUGCAGUGGCCUUGGAAGUGCAAUCAACUUCGGAGACAGGAGGGGGAUUCGAUAGGAUGAGUGUGGAUAGCGGGAAGGAUACUGCAGCCUCCGGAAGCCGGAGAGGCGGCCGGAAGAAGAGCGGGGCGGGCAAGGACUGGUGGUGGCGGCAGGAUACUGGUGGGGGAGCAAAUUCCGAGUCUGGAGGCGGUGUCAAAGACUAUGUGAUGGAAUGGAUUCGGUCGGAGAUCAAGAAGGAGAGGCCUAAGAGUGACUGGAUUACAGCUUCAGCCGCUUCUGCAGAGGAUUGCUUGCCGAAGUCAUCAGGAGGGGGGAGGUCGGAGCGGAAGAAGCAGCAGCGGCGAAUGGAGUGGUGGGUUUCGUUGGAUGAGGAGAAGUCGAAGAAGAAGGAGAAGAGCCGGCCGCCGAGGGAGUGGUGGCGGGAGGAGUUCUGCGAGGAACUCACCAACAAGCAAAAGAAGCGGGCGAUUGAGAAGUCCAAGAGCAAUGCCGAGAAAGGAGAGCAACAAUGGUGGCAGAAAGAUGAGGACCUUGCGUCGCCUUCAGGCAGGAGGAAGAGGAGGAAGAAGAAGAGCUGGAGCAGGGGCAGCCGGACCAGUAUGGACUGGUGGACGGAAGGCAUCAGUGGGGACAUCAGGACCACUGGAAGGAGGAGCAGCCGGGACUGGGCAAGUGGGGAUAUCCCGAAGAGUGGCACGGUCAGCAGCACCCCAAGCAUGAGGGGCACUGUCUGCUAUGUUGCCCCUGAGUAUGGCGGUGGCGGACCUCUCUCGGAGAAGUGCGACAUCUACAGCUUUGGUGUCCUUCUGUUGGUUCUCGUAUCAGGCCGGCGCCCAUUGCAGGUGACAGCAUCUCCCAUGUCCGAGUUCGAGCGGGCCAACCUGAUCUCGUGGGCGCGGCACCUUGCUCACUUAGGAAGGCUCCUUGAUCUCGUCGAUCCAUCCCUUCGAGCUGUGGACAGGGAGCAGGUGCUUCUUUGCAUCACAGUCGCCCUCCUGUGCCUCCAGAGGUCUCCAGCUCGCCGACCGUCUAUCAAGGAGAUAGUUGGAAUGCUUACUGGCCAGUCUGAGCCACCGCACCUCCCUUUGGAAUUCUCACCAUCACCACCUGGUGGGUUUUCAUUCACGUCCCGGAAGAAGGCUCGAUGAAAGAUGAAGGAUGAUCAUUUGCAGUUAGACAAUCAAAAAUCAAAUGCUUUAUGGAAAAUUUACGAAUCCUAGUGACAAUCUUCCAAUUACAGGUUUUCUCCCUGCUUGCUGUUUGUCUUUCCUUUUUGAGGAGGUGUUCAUGUAAUUUCCCUUUUCAUUUCAUAUUUUCCACCUUCAUCAGCUGACAAAAUUGAUGUAAGGUGUUAAGCUGAUUACCCAUGGUAGCAGGUAAUUGUGUUGAUACGGAUUGGCAAGGAAUGUAGCAGCUGACUGCGGGCUUCAGCAAUCGCAGAGACCAUUUGAGUCGAUGGUGUUGCUAAAAUUAGUUAAAGAAGUUGUGUCCUCAGUUCUCAAGCGAGUCUACAACUUGUCUAUAAUCUGCUUAAUUUUGUGGCAUAUUUGAUGCACGUAGAUAGGAAGAAAAUGUGCACCCUGGUUAUCUGUUCACUUCUGGUUUGGCAGCAGACUUAAACUUCUGGGUACUGGUAGAAAAUUAGGCAUUGCCUUGGGGAUCGUCAGAUGCUCAAAUGUAUUUCGGAGCAGGAUGAUGAGGAAUUAUAAUUAUUCUUUGGUGAUGUGACAGCAAGAAGAGGUGAAGAGGCCUAUUCAUGGGCUGGAGAUUCUGAAAAUAAAUGAAUUUAAGCUUGAUAUGUAUGUACAAAGGAAGAAGAUUCUGCGAUGAGGGAAAUGAUAAUAAAUAAAUGGAGUUUUCACUUGGAAUGUGAGUGUUUUUCAUGAACCAGUACAAGAUUUGCACUGAAGUGACCUAUGAAGAAAUUAGGGGUCUAAGUCACCGCUUUGAAUAAGUUAUUCAUAAGUUAUGGCGAAAGAAGGAUAUGGACUUUUGGCUGUAAAUUGACAUGAAUUAGAAGAUUUGACAUGAAGAAUUGAAUCAGUUGCUGUAUAUUUUGGUAAGGAGCCAUAGGGAAGACGAAAUUUAUUGAGAAGUUUGCUAUAAAAUUAAACUUUUAGUCAGAGGAAAGAAUCUCAGUCCCUGAAUACUUGCCUCUCUCCAUUGCUCUCUGAGAUUCUUUCUAUAAUGUUUAUAAAGUGUCUCAUUAGCUGAGUGCUUCAGGGAUUUUAUUGAAUGCAUGUUUGCAGACAUGAUGUGGAUAAGCUAUUAUGUUAUAGUGUCUUGGAGAUUUUGCUGAUUCUCUAGAUUGCUUUAAAUUAUUGCUUUAAAGGUCACGGAAUAUUGGUGGUUAUAAAAAUCCCA
Phoenix dactylifera (date palm) is the source of this 3721-nucleotide messenger RNA. RefSeq names its product Protein kinase superfamily protein. Gene Ontology annotation, biological process: protein phosphorylation. Gene Ontology annotation, molecular function: ATP binding; protein kinase activity. NCBI's taxonomy places the organism in Eukaryota, Viridiplantae, Streptophyta, Magnoliopsida, Arecales, Arecaceae. The record is from RefSeq and is a predicted model, not a curated record.